This is a messenger RNA of Schistocerca nitens (vagrant locust), 545 nucleotides long. RefSeq lists its product as uncharacterized. Gene Ontology annotation, molecular function: Arp2/3 complex binding; protein kinase A regulatory subunit binding. The record is from RefSeq and is a predicted model, not a curated record. The transcript is spliced from 2 exons. Gene Ontology annotation, biological process: positive regulation of Arp2/3 complex-mediated actin nucleation; actin cytoskeleton organization. Gene Ontology annotation, cellular component: SCAR complex; cytoskeleton. Lineage: Eukaryota; Metazoa; Arthropoda; Insecta; Orthoptera; Acrididae. Bases 161 to 475 code for a protein of 104 amino acids.
ACUUCAAAGUGUGUGGUGCGAGUGGUGCGCGCGUCAGCUGGCGGGAAGAAAUGAAACGGCAAAAUGAACGAACCUUAAGUUUAUUGUAAUUACUUAGUAUUCUAUAAAAUUCAAGCGGGAAUGAAGAUCAAACGAGGCAGAACGUUAAAGAAGAAUAAAUAUGCCGUUUAUUCAGCGCAUUGUCGAGCCAAUUUACCUGAGCCGGCAGAGUUUGCACAAGGAAGAAAGCGCGUCGGUGGUCACGGAAUAUGAAUUGGAAGCAGUGACGAAUAAUACACUCAGCAAUGCGUUGCGACAGUUGGCUUCGCUAGUUGUUAUAGCAAACGACAUAUUCGAUGACCUCGCUAAACAGCUUCAAGAUGUUUCCGAAAGGGCGACCAAACUACGGACAAGGAUUGACCUCAUCGAGGAGAAGGUGUCGGCGUUUGAUCCCAAAACUGUCACAGUCCGUAAGUACAAUCAACUUUCGGUAUGACUUGCAUCCCGGACUACUUGACAUUUCGCCUUUACGUAAGUACUGAAUUGCGAGUGCUGAAAUCCUUCUU